AUGGAAGAGCGAAGGGGAUCGCUGUACUUGGACUCUCAGAUACGGGACUGGGUCCUGUUUCCUAUCACUCUGGUCAUGAUCCUAGUGGGCAUCCUACGGCAUUAUGUCGUACUGCUCCUCCAGUCUCCACCAAAAAAGCUUACCCGCGCUGCAGUUCGAGAACAACGAGCCUUAGCUCGCUCUCAAAUUCUUCGUGCUACAUCAGCGUAUUCGCCAAUAUCACCCGUGUUUUACCACUCCAUCUCUAAGCAUCUUUCGGACUCGUUCGAGGCAGGUGCAUAUCUCAAGGAUGGGCCUACAAAGGAGGGAGAAGCGCCCAGUUCACCCCCGAACCCGAUAACUGACCCUGCUGCUAUGGAUGGUAUGAUGGCUGGCAUGAAGACGCAGAUGGUCAUGAUGGUUCCGCAGAUGGUCAUUAUGGGAUGGAUCAACUUUUUCUUCCAAGGCUUUGUUCUCAUCAAGCUACCUUUUCCCUUGACCCUUGGAUUUAAAUCGAUGCUCCAACGAGGAAUAGAGACUCCUGACAUGGAUGUUCGAUGGGUGUCUUCCUUGUCGUGGUACUUUUUGAACUUUUUCGGACUGAAUGGGCUCUACCGGAUUCUACUUGGUGGUGACAAUGCUGCACAAGAUGCUUCUCAAACUAUGAUGGCUUCUCCCUUCGCCGCGACAGGUGCCGGUCAACCAGGCCAACCACAGGAUUUUAACAAAGCAUUUAAAGGAGAAAAGGAUAAUCUCGCAUUCUCGAGUGGCCUGUAUGCGUGGGUCGGGGACGAUGUAGAAGAUAGAGUAUUGAGAAAGUACGGAAAGCUUUGA
Guyanagaster necrorhizus is the source of this 813-nucleotide messenger RNA. RefSeq lists its product as uncharacterized. Gene Ontology annotation, cellular component: membrane; EMC complex. The transcript is spliced from 6 exons. Gene Ontology annotation, biological process: protein folding in endoplasmic reticulum. Lineage: Eukaryota; Fungi; Basidiomycota; Agaricomycetes; Agaricales; Physalacriaceae. The coding region runs from base 1 to 813 and encodes 270 amino acids. The record is from RefSeq and is a predicted model, not a curated record.